AUGCUGCUCAUGGACUCGGCGCGCCGCGGCGGCUGCUCCCCGGUCUGCUUGGACCUCAGCGUCGGCCUUUCGCCGUCGUCACCGGGGAGCGGCCCGGAAACGACAGCUGACGCUGAGAGGCUUGACCGUCCGCCCGCCGGCCGCCGCUGGCUGCAGGGUGACAUCGUCCCUGCCAAGACCCUGGAGGCCCGGCUCACCCAGGUCAGCGAGGAGAACCGGCGGCUCACCGAGAUGAUCGCCUACCUGUACGCCAGCCAGGUCGCGCGGCAGAGCUCCCCCGACAGCCACCACCAGGCCAGCAGCAGGAAGAGGAGCAGGGACAGCCUGGAGCCGCCGUCGAAUUCGAGCGACGGCAACGGCAACACCAAGGCGGAGCCCGGCGACCAUACCGUCGAGAGCGCCCUCACCGACGAGGGCACGUGCAGGCGGAUCAAGGUCACCAGGGUCUGCACCCGGAUCGACCCCUCCGACACCACACUCACCGUCAAAGACGGCUACCAAUGGCGAAAGUACGGCCAGAAGGUGACGCGCGACAACCCGUCCCCGAGAGCCUACUUCCGCUGCGCGUACGCUCCCUCCUGCCCCGUCAAGAAGAAGGUGCAGAGGAGCGCGCAGGACAGCUCCGUGCUGGUGGCGACGUACGAGGGUGAGCACAACCACCCGAGCCCGACGCGCGCCGGAGAGCUCCCAAGCCCCGCGACGGCGAAUGGGCCCGUGCCGUGCUCCAUCUCCAUCAACUCCUCCGGCCCGACCAUCACGCUGGACCUCACCAAGAAUGGAGGGGGCGGCGUGCGGGUGCUCGAGGCCGCCGAGGCGCCCGACCUCAAGAAGCUGUGUCAGGAGAUCGCGUCGCCGGAUUUCCGGACGGCGCUGGUGGAGCAGAUGGCGCGCUCGCUCACCAAGGAUCCCAAGUUCACCGACGCGCUGGCUGCUGCGAUCCUGCAACAGCUGCCGGAGUACUAG
This is a messenger RNA of Miscanthus lutarioriparius, 963 nucleotides long. The record is from the annotation of a GenBank genome assembly. Lineage: Eukaryota; Viridiplantae; Streptophyta; Magnoliopsida; Poales; Poaceae.